This is a messenger RNA of Exophiala viscosa, 2775 nucleotides long. RefSeq names its product putative beta-mannosidase. Lineage: Eukaryota; Fungi; Ascomycota; Eurotiomycetes; Chaetothyriales; Herpotrichiellaceae. The record is from RefSeq and is a predicted model, not a curated record. Gene Ontology annotation, molecular function: beta-mannosidase activity. Gene Ontology annotation, biological process: glycoprotein catabolic process. Bases 1 to 2775 code for a protein of 924 amino acids. The transcript has 2 exons.
AUGCUCCUGGCACUGUCAUUUUCGCCUCUACUUACCGCUGCUCAGACCGUUGUCUCUAUGAGCGACCUCUCCUGGACUGUGACUAAUCCAAAUGAUACCAUUUCUGUCCCAGGCAAUGUACCUUCCCAGGCACAUCUCGACUUGUAUAAUGCGCAAGUGAUCGGCGAUCCGUACUAUGGUCUGAACGACUUCAAUCUCAGAUGGGUCGCCGAGACUAAUUGGACGUACUCUGCCAGCCUGUCUGCUCUGAACCUGUCCACGAAUGCUUCCACUUGGCUAGUCUUCAAUGGUCUUGAUACUUUCAGCACCGUCACAGUAUGCGACCAGGUCAUUGCAAGCACAAACAAUCAAUUCCGACAAUACUAUUUCGAGGUGACCCAAUCUCUCAGUAAUUGCACCUCACCCACAAUCAGCAUCGAUUUCGGAUCGGCUCCUAAUAUUGCAGACGCUCUGGCAAAUACUUCGCUCAACGAACCUUGGCCUUAUGGAACACAAAUGACCUAUGAGUUCCCAAAUCGCUGGUUCAUUCGAAAGGAGCAAUCUGACUUUGGUUGGGACUGGGGUCCAGCUUUCGCUCCAGCAGGUCCGUGGCAGCCAGCCUACAUUGUCCAGCUAGGCUCGAACAAGCUAUAUGUACGCAACACCCUACUCGAUAUCUAUCGCCAGGGACAGGUCAACAAUCUGCCUCCGGAUCAGACACAGCCCUGGAUUGUCAACGCUUCGCUUGAUGUUCUCGGUACGCUGCCACCAAAUGCCGGGUUGCGUAUCGACAUCAUAGAUGCCAACAACAACACCGCAGCCAGCAGUAUUGCCAGCAAUGUCACAUCAUCUGGCGGAGCUAUUAGCGGGAGCAUCAGCGUCGAGAACAACUCGGUCGAUCUUUGGUGGCCAAAUGGCAUGGGCACACAGAAUCUAUACUAUGCCACAGUCACUCUCCUGGGUUCCAGCAACAAUUCAAUUGCCACGUCGACUGUUCGUACCGCUUUCAGGACUAUCUUGCUGAACAUGGAGGCAAUAUCGCAGCAGCAAAUAUCACAAGGAAUCCAAAACGGCAACAAUUGGCACUUCGAAAUCAAUGGCCACGAAUUCUACGCCAAGGGAUCGAACUUCAUACCACCGGACGCUUUCUGGCCGAGAGUGACUUCAGCACGAAUUGAACAAUUGUUCGACUCAGUUGUGGAUGGCGGUCAAAACAUGCUGAGAGUCUGGGCGUCCGGAGCCUACCAACCGGACUUCAUCUACGACAUUGCGGACGAGCGAGGAAUCUUGCUCUGGUCGGAGUUCGAGUUCAGCGAUUCGUUGUAUCCGGUGGCCUCUGACUUCCUAGACAACGUCCGCGAAGAAGCAAACUACAACGUCCGACGCGUCAACCAUCAUCCCUCGCUGGCACUCUGGGCUGGCGGCAAUGAACUGGAAAACCUCGAGCUGCAGAUCGCCAAUGAGAGUGACCCGGGCAACUAUUCGCGAUGGCUGCACGAGUACGAAACACUUUUCCUAGGUGUGCUUCUUCCAGCCGUCUACGAGAACUCGAGAUCCAUCUCAUAUAUACCUAGCAGUACGACAAACGGGUAUCUGACCCUGAAUCAUUCAGCGCCCGAACCUAUGGUCGAGCGCUACAACAACCUGACGGCAGGCUCCAUCUACGGCGACACCGAUCACUACGACUACGAUAGCAGCGUGGCCUUCAAUCUCUCCUCGUACCCCGUAGGCCGCUUCGCCAAUGAAUUUGGGUUUCACUCCAUGCCAUCUCUCCAGACCUGGCAGGACGCUGUUGCCCCGAAGGAUCUGUCCUUCAACUCUAGCACAAUUCAGCUGCGCAACCACCACUACCCCUCCGGCGGGCUGAAUACGUCCAACUUCGCCAAUUCGACAAUGGGCAUGGGCGAGAUGACCAUCGCCGUGCAACGGUACUACCCUGCGCCUAACAAGAGCGACUCACUGGCCAAUUUCUCAUCAUGGUGUCUAGCAACGCAAAUAUUCCAGGCGGAUUUCUACCGCAGCCAAAUCACCUACUACCGCCGCGGAUCGGGUAUGCCGGAGCGCCAGUUGGGGAGCCUGUACUGGCAACUCGAGGACAUUUGGCAGGCGCCCACGUGGGCAGGGAUCGAGUAUUCUGGUAGAUGGAAGGUACUGCAUUAUGUAGCGAAGGAUGUGUACUCGCGGGUGAUUGUCGCGCCGUACUGGAACUACACCACAGGCGAUUUGACGGCAUAUGUGACGAGUGAUUUGUGGGAUGUGGUAAGCGGGACGGUGGAUAUGACUUGGUAUGACUGGAGUGGGAGCGUGCUGGACAAUACGAAUACAAGCACGAGUGUGCCGUUCACGGUGGGCGCACUGAACACGACGAAAGUCCUUCAGACCAACACCAAUACUCUGGCUCAGACGAUUGAUUUGACUAACGCGGUGUUGCGGCUCAACUUGACUGCCACGGGAUACUUACCCAACAACUCGACGCUGACGACGUUCACGCACGAGUUCUGGUUUCAUCCUGUCUUGUCGCUUGCCGAUGCGAGACUUGUGGAUCCGGGACUGAAGUUGACGUUUGGGAAUGAUACUGCCAAUCCGAGCUGGACGGUCGAAGCGACGAGUGGUGUCAGUGCGUGGAUGUGGUUGGAUUUCCCGUCCGGGGUGGUGGGGAACUUUGAUAGUAAUGGGUUCUGGCUUGUUCCUGGGCUGCCUAGGACCGUGAUGUUUACGGUGAAGAAUGAUACAACGCAGGGAGAGUGGGUGAAGAAUGUCACUGUUAGUAGUUUGUGGGAUUUUACGACGCCAUGA